This is a messenger RNA of Phymastichus coffea, 3097 nucleotides long. RefSeq names its product actin nucleation-promoting factor WASL-like. Bases 278 to 1858 code for a protein of 526 amino acids. Lineage: Eukaryota; Metazoa; Arthropoda; Insecta; Hymenoptera; Eulophidae. Gene Ontology annotation, biological process: actin filament organization. Gene Ontology annotation, molecular function: actin binding. The transcript is spliced from 6 exons. The record is from RefSeq and is a predicted model, not a curated record.
CUCCUUGCCCCCCUAGUUCUUUAACACGAAGUCGUUAGGCUCAAGGGGGGUUUGACGUCUGUUCGUCGCUGUGUAUAAUUGUCGUCGUCAUCGCUGUUUAAUCUUGUAUUAAAUUACCACGAGUGAAUAUACAAGAUAGGUGGGCAAGAAGCACGACAAUGGACGCGAAACCGUCAAGUCGUGAUCGUGAACGAAGAGAACACUGAUUCAUCGUCGUCGUCGUCGUCGUCGUCGCCGUCGCAAGGGAAAAUAAUCAUCGACGAAGGAUAAGAGGACGAUGAAGUCAGGCAACGUGAACGAGCAUAGGGGUUCGGUGCUCUUGAAGCCCGAGGAAAACGACCAAGUAUUCCGGUUACUCGGUAAUCGUUGCCAGGAUUAUUUUCAGUGCCUUGCUGCAGGUAUUAUACAGUUGUACUUGACAGAGUCUCCAAGACACAAUGAGUGGAUUAAAAAGAAUACAGGGAUUAUUACUUUGAUUCGUGACACAUCAAAACGCAGCUUUUUUCUGAGGCUGUACUGUAUUCAAAGGAAAGCCAUGUUAUGGGAGCAUGAAGUUUAUAAUUCCAUGGAUUACAAAGCUCCUGUAAAUUACUUUCAUACUUUUGAAGCAGAAGACUGUAUGGCUGGUUUUAAUUUUGCUAGUGAAACUGAUGCUAUUGUUUUAAGGAACAUUUUAAUUGAAAAAUUAAAUGCAAAAGCAAGGCGUAGGAAUGAAAGGCAUUCUAAAAUGGAAAUAGAUAAUCAGAGAGGAUUGACACUUCCUAACAAAAAUCAAAGUAUAAGCACACCUUCUUUAGGUUUUACACCUAAUGCUCCUGACAAUUAUUCUAAUGGAAGUCCUAUGACGAUUAAUGUUAAUAGAAGCAUGUCAAACAUUUCAAUGAGUAAAUCUAAAAAGAAAAAGAGAAAUCAAGAGGCUAAAAAAAAAUUGACGGCUAAUGAUAUUGGCUUGCCAUUUAACUUUAGACAUGUGGAACAUGUUGGAACAGAUAUGAAUGAUUGUAAGAUUGUGGAUCCAGAGUUAAAGGCAUUUUUUGAUAAAGUAGGAAUUAAAGAGAGUCAUUUAGAACACAAAGAGACAAGAGAUUUUAUUUAUGAUUUUAUAAACAAAAACGGAGGAAUGAAUGCUGUUAAAAAAGAAAUAGUACCAUCAUCCUCAUCUCCUAUUGUACAACAUCAAGUGCCAAAAUCUCAGCCAAAAUCAGAACCACCUCCUGUUCCAGUUAGAACAAUACCAGUUAGCACAACUCUGAACAAUAGUCAUCAAAGGAAAGCUCCACCUUUGCCGCCUCAAAAUCAAACGCAGAAUCAUAAUCCUCCGCCGCCACCACCAAAUGUGCCACCCACAGUUCACCGGUCACUUCCAGCAAGGCCAACACCUCCUCCAGCGCCAGCACCAGCGCCAGCGGUAGUAAUGCCACCUCCACCUCCACCACCGCCGAUGCCCCAGGAUCAACCCAAUCCUCCGCCUCCACCUCCACUAUUACCUAACAUAAGUCGUAGUCCAGAAGAUAAUAGUGACAGUAACGGUGCCAAUCAUAGCAAGACUCUUGACCCACACUCGAUGCUGAUGGAGUCAAUCCAGAAAGGCAUUUCCCUCAAGAAAGUAAACAUAGAAGAAACGAAAUCACCACCUCCUAAAGACGCAAGGAGUAACUUAUUGGAGGAGAUUCGCAAAGGAAUAACGUUAAAGCCAGUAGAGAAUGAGCCAAGGCCAAAUAGUGCUACACCGAACCUAACGGAGGGCGGACUAGCGGCGGCACUUACGAGGGCAUUGGCCGAGCGCUCAAGAGCAAUGUACAGUGAGAGUGAGGACUCGAGUGACUUUAGUGAUAACGACGAGGAAUGGGAUGAUUAGUGCUUUUCGCAUGCAAUCCAUACUGGUUAGCCUGCGUCAGACAGUGGACCAUCAUCGAAUAAUUUUUAUUUCUUUGUCUUUUCUUCUAAGAAGCUCCCACUUUUUAAAUUCAUUGAAGUUUUAAUUAUUACAAUUUUAUGUAAUAUAAAAGUGAAAUUUAAAGGAGCGUACUAAUGAUAUACAAGUAGAUUUACUACAAGUCACUAAUGUUUGGAUACGAAAUGAAAUUUCUUGUAGGUAUUAACCAUUCUAUAGAUUUGUGCGAGUCGCGAUGCAUACGGAUUUGACAGAGCAUUUCUCUUUUAACUAGCGUCGAUACCGCAAAAAAUAAAAGAAACGUAACGGUUGUUAUAAAUAAUAAGACUCAUAUUGAUGUCUAAUGAUUUUUUCAAGUUGUCACCAGUUCUGAUAAGUAUUAUUUAUAUCGUUGUUUAAACCGCUAAAAUGGAUCUUUGAAUAUGUAUAUUAAACAUGUUUAUUUAAUUCCAUUGUACACCGAAACGAAUUCUGUUCUGUACAUUUUAUAUUAUAUAUAUUAAAAGAAAUAUGAACACAUAAAUAAUGUUUAACUGAAUACAAUCUGUAAAUCUAUGAGCAAUGAACAAAGGAAUAACGCAAUGUAAUUGUUAGCUAAUGAUGACUAAUGAGAAAGAAAAUUUUUAAGAUUUAGUGCCCAUUACUAAAAGAAAAAAGAGAUCAUCUAUACUUUGUCUAGUAAUUUUAAGAAAGUUAAAGUGAUGCGCUUUGCUAUAUACUUUGCCUGUCAGUGCCUCAAAUUUCUGUUUCCUAAAUUGUGCGUACCUUUACGCAGGAUUCUGCGUAAACGUCGUGUGAUCACGACGACCUACAUUACAAUUCAAUUCAAAAUUGAUAUUGUGUAAUAUCUAUGUAACAUCGUUGCACCUUCAGUAAAGAAUUUCAAAACUAUGGAAAUUGUACGUGGUGGUGAAAUCGAUUGGCCUAAAUGUAAAAUUGACCUACCAGAUGAAAAAAAAUGUAAGCGCACCUAGUUUAUCAUUUACAUUAACGUGUUUUCAAAUGUAAUAUAAUUUAUAGGCAAUGUUCGAGGCGUUUCACUAGUCUUUGAAUUCAUUGGCAAACGCGAUAAUCCAUUAAAUUUUGGACUCGUGGACAUAUAGAAAAAUACUAUAAAUAGUUUAUACAAUGCAUUCAUAUUAUUUGUUAUAUGUAUAAUACAUCAAUUUUAUUAAUUUUAUUAGUUAAUAAAGGCUUUAUGAA